AUGACGUUUGAUAGACAAGAGAUCGAGACAGUACAGCAGACAAUUAUAAAAAAUAUCAAUUCUCAUUUAAAUCAAACACGAUAUUAUGAUGGUUUACUUAUGCUAGAUAGAAUUCUGCCUACUUGUUCUAAGGAUGUGUUAUCCAAAUAUGGUUUAUUCUGGAUAACUAAUGCUACUAAAGUAGUGGAAAACGUGCAUAGUAGUACACAAGAUUUAACACUGGCAUGCAAAGUAUUAGGAUUUCUAAUUGAACAUUGCAAAAACAUACCAGAAUUACAUAAACAGAUUUCUACACGAAAUGUAAAACAGAUCAUAAAUACACUUAAUGCUUUACAAAAAGAUGCAAAAUGUGGAGCAGUAUAUUACUUAAUAGCCGUUUUGCUAUAUCACUAUCCUGAAGUUUGCGAACGGUUUCAGGAAUUGAUACAAAAAAUGAUAUUACUACAAAUUGACUCUACAGAUGACAAUUUAGUUAAUGCAAGCGCAAAAUGCUAUGUUCUUCUCUCUAAAGCGACAGAACGUUCAUUUAAACCAUCAGAACCUACAUUUAUAUAUACCAGAUUAAUAUAUAAUGAAAUGUUGCUUUGUAAUAGUUUACAUGUUAUACUGAAUAAAUUAUUCUAUCAAUUAUUAGAACUGGAAAGUAUAGAUAUCCAGAAUCAAUUAGAAUUACCACACAUAACUGAUAACAUACAUAACUACAACAAACAAAAACAGAGAUUUUCAAAUUUGUGUGUCUAUCUCUCCUCAAUGUUACGUGGAUAUGAAGCAAGAAAUAGUGUUUUGCCUCAGAAUAUUUUAAAGGUUUUGCAUCGAGGAUUGACGAUUACACCAUUAAAUCUAAAGAAUAAAACUUCUAGUGAACGAAUGUUGUACAUAAUCUUACCAAAAUUACAUAUCAGUUUACUCACAGUUCUUGAUGCAUUGAUAAAUGGAUUUGCACAGGAGUUAAUACCAUUUGGAGAAAAAAUAUUAGAAUUACUCCAAGGAAUAUUGCAAUGGACAAGCAUUGACUUAGAAAAUCAAAUAACCUUUAGCAAUAGUAAACAGAAUAAAGAU
This is a messenger RNA of Formica exsecta, 1059 nucleotides long. Its product is annotated as proline-, glutamic acid- and leucine-rich protein 1-like. The record is from RefSeq and is a predicted model, not a curated record. Gene Ontology annotation, biological process: rRNA processing. Lineage: Eukaryota; Metazoa; Arthropoda; Insecta; Hymenoptera; Formicidae. Gene Ontology annotation, cellular component: nucleus. The annotation marks the transcript as partial. The transcript has 5 exons.